CACGUUUCAAGCAUUUUCUGCGAUUUCUCGUUUCACAAAAUAUCUUCUGAGGCUACACGAAACCAGCGAGCAACCAGCUUCGUCUCUCUCUCUCUCUCUUGAGUCUUCUCAAGUAAAACCUCAACUCCUGAAGUAUACGCAUGGGAGAUCAUCAGAACGAUCUAAACGAUGACGUUUUCUCCUUCUUCACCACUCCUAACGAUUCCGACUUCUCUGCGUCGACGGCUACUCCUUCCACGCUUUUCAACCGUUGUUCAUACUCCUCCUCCUCUUCCUCCGGCGAUGAAUCUCACCCUUCCGGUCCUUCAGUCGACGACAGCAACAAACGCAUCGACUACAUGAUCCAAUUCCUCGACCGGAGGCUAAGCGAAGACGGCAAUUUCGACGGGAUCGGAGCGGAGAGCGACGGCGAUGGAUCCGAUUCUCUGCCGGAAUUCGUUGGGAAGUGUGGAGGAACCGGGAUCUUCAAGGUUCCGAUUAGGUCGGCAGUUCAUCCAAAUCGACCACCGAGUCUUGAGGUUAGACCACAUCCGUUAAGGGAAAGUCAAAUCGGACGGUUCUUAAGGACGAUGACUAGCACUGAGAGACAAUUGUGGGUUGGUGGUGAAGACGGUGGGUUGAAGGUAUGGGACUUCGAUGAACUGUACGGAAGCGGACGGAGUUUAGAGGCGGAGGAUACGGCGCCUUAUAAGGAGACUCCGGAGAUGGAGGUUGGUUCUUCGGUUGUUUGUAUGAUCGGAGAUGAAGGUAGUAGAGUGGUUUGGAGUGGGCAUAGAGAUGGGAGGAUUAGAUGUUGGAAACUGACAGCUGAUCAUGGCAUUGAAGAAGCCUUGUCGUGGCAAGCUCAUCGUGGUCCUGUGCUCUCCAUUGUCAUCUCGGCUUAUGGAGAUAUAUGGUCAGGGUCUGAGGGAGGCGCUCUUAAAGUUUGGCCAUGGGACGCUCUUGAGAAGUCUCUUUCUUCGACGAUGGAAGAAAGGCACAUGGCUGUGUUAUCAGUAGAGAGAUCGUAUAUUGACGCUAGGAACCAGGUUUCUGUCAAUGGAUUUGCUAAUACAUUAACGUCAGAUGUGACGUUCCUCCUAUCUGAUCAUACGAGGGCAAAAAUUUGGAGUGCUAGUCCCCUGACAUUUGCUUUGUGGGAUGCUCGCACAAGGGAAUUGAUCAAAGUAUUUAAUAUUGAUGGGCAGCUCGAGAACCGAACUGACAGUUCUGUAUUUCCUGAUUUUGGGACUGAGGAAGAGGGGAAGAUGAAGAUAACUGCUUCAAAGAAAGAGAAAGCUCAAUCUUCUCUUGGUUUCUUUCAGCGGUCACGUAAUGCCCUUAUGGGAGCAGCUGAUGCUGUUCGUCGUGCUGCAACAAAAGGGGGUUUUUGUGAUGAUAGUAGGAGAACUGAAGCUGUCGUUAUAUCAGUGGAUGGACAGAUUUGGACUGGAAGUGCAAACGGCAUCCUUAUGCGAUGGGACGGAAAUGGUAAUUGCUUGCAAGAGUUCUCAUACCAGUCUUCUGGUAUUCUCUGCAUGUUUACUUUUUGUUCUCGGCUGUGGGUUGGUUAUUCCAGCGGCAUUGUUCAGGUAUUAGACCUUGAGGGAAAGCUGCUUGGAGGAUGGGUGGCUCAUAGUGGUCCUGUAAUAAAAAUGGCUAUUGGUGGUGGUUAUUUAUUUACCCUUGCGAAUCAUGGAGGUAUCCGAGGAUGGAAUGUUACUUCUCCAGGGCCCCUUGACAAUGUAUUGCGGGCUGAGUUGGCUGGGAAAGAAUUUUUAUAUUCAAGGAUUGAGAAUCUGAAAAUAUUAGCGAGUACAUGGAAUGUUGGGGAGGGUAGGGCAUCAACCGACUCACUUGUAUCUUGGUUAGGCUCUGCUGCAACUGGAGUUGAGAUCGUUGUUGUUGGACUGCAAGAAGUCGAAAUGGGAGCAGGAGUUCUUGCAAUGUCCGCAGCAAAAGAAACAGUGGGACUUGAGGGUAGUCCACUUGGUCAGUGGUGGAUGGAUAUGAUUGGGAAAACUUUGGAUGAGGGUUCAUCGUUUGUUCGUGUUGGCUCUAGACAGCUGGCAGGGUUGCUCAUAUGUGUAUGGGUUAGAUAUGACCUUAAGCCUCACGUGGGAGAUAUUGACGCUGCUGCGGUUCCUUGUGGUUUUGGACGAGCGAUUGGUAAUAAGGGAGCUGUCGGUGUGCGGCUCAGAAUGUAUGAUCGAGUAUUGUGCUUUGUUAAUUGUCAUUUUGCUGCACACUUAGAAGCUGUUAAUCGGCGAAAUGCCGACUUUGACCAUGUUUAUCGAACAAUGGCUUUCUCACGGUCUAGUUCACUCAAUCCAGGAGCUGGUAUGCUGCGAAAUAUAUUUCUAUCAUGCUCUGUUGCCUGCUUGGCUUAUCAAUUUUGGCCUAUUCAUUGGUCUCUCUUGUUAUUGGUCUCCUCAAUUGCAGCUGGUGCUUCAUUUGGCGUGUCAGUGCCUCGUGGUGGCAAUGCUGUGGGUGUCAACACAGUUGAAGCAAGGCCUGAAUUAUCCGAGGCAGACAUGAUCGUAUUUCUUGGAGAUUUUAAUUAUCGCUUGGAUGAUAUAACUUAUGAUGAAACAAGGGAUUUCAUUUCUCAAAGAUGCUUUGAUUGGCUAAGAGAAAAAGAUCAGCUACAUGCUGAAAUGGAAGCUGGGAAUGUUUUUCAAGGGAUGCGUGAAGCAGUUAUCAGGUUCCCUCCAACAUACAAGUUUGAAAGGCACCAAGCUGGUCUAGCAGGAUAUGAUUCCGGGGAGAAGAGACGGAUUCCUGCCUGGUGUGAUAGGAUUCUAUAUCGCGAUAGCAAGAAACAUUUGGGAGCUGACUGCGGUUUGGAUUGUCCAGUGGUUUCUUCUGUAUCACAGUAUGAUGCCUGCAUGGAUGUAACAGACAGUGACCACAAGCCCGUCCGCUGUGUGUUUAGCGUUAAGAUUGCCCGGGUCGAUGAAUCAGUCAGGAGACAAGAACUUGGGAACAUCAUAAAUACGAAUAAGAAAAUCAAGGUCAUGCUUGGAGAGUUAAGCAAGGUUCCAGAAACAAUUGUCAGCACUAAUAACAUAAUACUUCAAAAUCACGAUUCAACAAUUCUGCGUAUUACGAAUAAGAGCGAGAAGAACAUUGCUUUCUUCAAAAUCAUUUGUGAAGGUCAGUCUAACAUUGAGGAGGAUGGUCAGGCAUACGACCAUCGAGCGAGAAGCGCUUUCGGGUUUCCCCAGUGGCUAGAGGUGUCUCCCGGAACCGGAAUAAUCAAACCAAACCAAAUAGCCGAGAUCUCAGUCCAUCUCGAAGACUUCCCAACAGUAGAAGAGUUCGUGGACGGUGUCGCUCACAACUCUUGGUGCGAAGACACAAGAGACGAGGAAGCCAUAUUAGUCCUCGUGGUACACGGAAGAUUCUCUACCGAAACAAGAAACCAUAGAAUCCGUGUCCGUCAUUGCCCUCGUGGUAGAUCCGCAAAGAAACAUUACCAUGAUAAACCCAAAAACUCGGGAGAAAUAAACGCUCUUCAUCGGUCGGAUUAUCAACAGCUAAGUAACACUCUUGAUGUUGUUGAGCAGCUAAGGAACUUACACAGUCCUUAGAUGCCAACUAUCUCUCUUUUUCUCUCUUGGAGGGCUUUUUAAGUGUACAGUGAGAUUAAAGCAACGUCCUCCAUGUGAUAAAUAAUUUGUAACAUGUUGUCUUUUUGGAUUCUAAUGGAAGAAAUGGU
Messenger RNA from Eutrema salsugineum, 3700 nucleotides. Its product is annotated as type II inositol polyphosphate 5-phosphatase 15. Gene Ontology annotation, biological process: phosphatidylinositol dephosphorylation. The record is from RefSeq and is a predicted model, not a curated record. NCBI's taxonomy places the organism in Eukaryota, Viridiplantae, Streptophyta, Magnoliopsida, Brassicales, Brassicaceae. The coding region runs from base 141 to 3572 and encodes 1143 amino acids. Gene Ontology annotation, molecular function: phosphatase activity; protein binding. The transcript has 10 exons.